Molecule: messenger RNA, 3628 nt
Organism: Daktulosphaira vitifoliae (grape phylloxera)
Lineage: Eukaryota; Metazoa; Arthropoda; Insecta; Hemiptera; Phylloxeridae
Gene: nSMase
Product: putative neutral sphingomyelinase
Exons: 7
Coding region: 230-1378 (382 amino acids)
Cellular component (GO): cytoplasm
Molecular function (GO): sphingomyelin phosphodiesterase activity
Source: RefSeq, a predicted model, not a curated record
UUUCUGUUAUCAAAUAUUUUGUUAACAAUAACUUAAUAAUAUUAUCACGUUGUUAAUGAGUUUUUAUUAAGUAGGUUUCUAGUUUAAACUUUUAUUCCUUUAUUCAAUUAAUACAUUUAAUAAAAUAUUAAAAAAAAGAAGUUUUCUAUUGAAAAAUAAAAUUUUGUGAUAACCAGAGAACACUUUAUGUACUAUAUAAUUUUUUCUUUUAAUUUAGUCUAUAGUCAAAAUGUAUUUGAGUGUAUUCACACUUAACGUUUGGGGGCUGAAAUAUUUUGGAAAAAAUCGCUCAAUACGUAUUAGAAAAUUAGCUAAAGUACUUAUUGAUAAUAAAUAUGAUAUUGUGUGCUUACAAGAGUUAUGGUGUGAAGACGAUUUCGAACAUUUAAAAAAUACUUGUAAAGAAAGAUUCAAGCAUUCACACUACUUCAAUAGUGGAAUGUUAGGAUCAGGAAUGUGUAUAAUGUCACAUUACCCAAUUAUUGAUAUUCAUUACCAUUCAUUUCUUUUAAAUGGUUAUUUACAUAUGUUGUUUCAUGGAGAUUGGUUUGGUGGAAAAGGAAUUGGAUUAUGUUGUAUUAAUAUAAAUGGCCUCAUUGUCAAUGUGUAUACUACUCAUUUACAUGCAUGUUAUAAUCCCUCUCAUGACAAAUAUGAAAAACAUAGAAUUCUGCAAGCAUUUGAAACAGCUAAUUUUAUACGUUUAACUUCAGUUGGUUCAGACUUAUCUAUUUUAGCUGGUGACCUUAACUCAGAACCAAAUAAUAUUUGCUGCAAAUUAAUUGAAAAGGGAUCAAAUAUGAAAGAUUGCUAUUCAAUGUGUGUAACAAAUAAAAUUGAGUGGACAUUUAAUCAUCCAAGAAAUUCUUAUAAAAACACUAAAGAACCUACUUAUCGAAUUGACUAUAUCAUGUAUAAAUCAAAUGAAAAUAAUAUAGUUCAAGUAGAAGAACACAGGCAUUCAUUACCGCCUCGAAUACCUGGCAUCAAUAUCAGUUAUUCAGAUCAUGAAUCAAUUGAAGCAAUUUUUAAAAUUUCUUCUAACAAAAAAAAUUUUAAAGACGAUUUGCGAGAUGAUAAAAAAGAAUUAAUUAAGGAUGAUCUAUUCAAAAUAAUUCAAAUGUCUCAACUAAAAUUGAAUGAACAUUCAACAAACAAUCUAAGUUUUGUAUUAUUAUUAUUAUUAGGUAUAGCUUUAAGUUCUUUGACUUAUUUUAAAAUCUUUAUUUUUUCAUAUUGUAAUUACAUAUUUGUUAUGUUAAUUUUUACUGUAAUACUUGCUUGGAUUUAUAUUUAUGUUGUGAAUUCAAUUGAAAAAAAUUGUAUCAAAGGAUCUUGUUCACAAAUGAAAACAGUUUUUUGCUUAAAUGAUAACUAAAUUUUUUUUAAAUAAGAUAGUUAUAAUUAAAAUUUUUAAUUUUAAGGUAUUAUUUUACUAUUAUGUGUGUUUUUUUUUUGUGUUUGUUACCACUUUUUAUUUGCUCUCACAGGACCAACCAUUAUGUCAAAAGAUCACAAAUUCUAUCCAGUCGAAGACAAAAUUGAAAAAAAUUUCCUUCGUUUCCCAUAAAUGGAGGUAAUCUCCAAAAAUUUACAAAUUUAAAAAUCGCUAGUUUUAGACAUUUUUUCAAUUUUUUUUACUUAAAACUUCCAUAGUUUUUUUAAAAAUGACCUAUAAUUUUUUAUUCUUUUUAUAAAUUUUGACCCUUUAUUUAUCCACAAAAGGUAAUUCAAAAUGACAACUUUUUCAACUUAACUAUUGAAAGUGUUCUGGAUAUACUGACACUUUUAUAUAUAUUUAAAAUUAAAGUUUAUGUAAUAUUCUUAAACAAUAUAAAAUCUAGAAAGGUUCAAUAUUUUGGACAUAUGCUGAGGGGCAAGAAAUAUCAACUCUUACCAUUUAUUAAUACAGAGGAGAAUUUGAAGUAAGAGGAGAAAGGGAACACUUAGAACAAACUGACUGUACAUUUUUGGAGAGUGGUUCCAAUGCAACCUUAUAGCCAUGAUGAUUUCCAAACUUCGAUAAAAGAGGAACAUUAAGAAGAAGUAAUAUUCUUUAAUAUGAAAAAAGAAUUCGGACUUUAUUUUGUUUUCAUGGUGAAAACAAACAUCAAAGUUAAUAUAAAAAAUACGAUUUUUGUAAAAAAGUUCUUUUUUAUAUUUUUAACUUUAAAAUGCUAAAACUUUUUGAAAAAUGUAUGGAUCAAUACAAAUUUUUUAUGAUUAAUACUAUUUAUAUACCUCUUUCAUUCGACAUACUUUUUGUAUAAAUCAAACCAUUUUUCUUUAUAUAGGAGUAGUUCAAAACUUAAAAAUGCGUGUAGAAAGUAGAACUUUUUCAACUAAUUUUUAAUUCAAAUAUAUUUAUUUAUUAUUCAUACAUUACCUAAUAAUCAAACAAAUAUUUGUUAUAUUGAUUAAAAGGUCUUUUAUAUUAUUUAAGCCAUAUGCGAAACUGUUGAAUGGAAUAGGUUAUGUAAUUAAAAGAUUUAGAAAUUAUUUGUAAUAUAAUAGUAUUUAAUAUAAAAUGUUAAAACAUAUUAUAUAAGAGAUGUACAACGUCAACGGGUCACUACUCGAUAGACGGUGAAACUACGACUAAACUGUAAACAUGUUACAAUAGGCUACAUUGAGUAAAACAACAUAAUCGUAAAAGGAAUGUGUCACUUUGACCUUGUACUAUACUAACAUAAGUAAAAAUACAUUAAACUGUUAUCUUAAAUAAUAUUUCUGUACCCAGUGUGUUGUUUAAUAAUAUCAACAGAAACACUAAAUACAAAUUUGAAAUUAGCGCAAAAAUAGGUUUAGAAAAGUAUAUUUUGGUCCUGAUGAAAUUUCUUGUAGUAACCAGUAAAUUUAUUAAUAAAUAACAAACAACUUUUUUUUUAAGUAUGGUAUCGAAACCUUCAAAUUUAUAUACAUCUGCCAUAAAAAUAAGAACUACUUUAUAAUUUUUUAUGAUUUCUCCGUAAAAAUUACAAUAUUAAAUUAUUAAAUAAAUUCAAUACUAUAUUUAAAUGCUAUAAUAAAUAUUUAAUCAUGUAUUACAAUUAUAAAUCAUAAUACUUGUAAUUAGGAUAUAUAUAAGGAAAUAGGAGAUUAUAUUGCUUUUGGAAUAAUCCACCAAUUUUUUAAAAUUAAACACUACAAAUUUGCAUAGAUACGUUUUUUAUGAUAUUGAUUUUAAUCACUGUCAGAUUAAAUCUUUAUUGGGCCCAAUUGUGCUAAGACCCCUUAUUAUUUUAAACAACCCAGCACAGUGGGUAAAUUUAUUUUUUCAUAAUAAAGUAUUGCAUUAGCUUUAAUUUAAGAUAUAUAUAAAAGUGUUAGUAUUUCUGGAACACUUUCAAAAGUUAAGUUGAAAAAAUAAAUUUUUUGUGAAAAAGUUGUCAUUUUGAAUCACCUUUUGGGGGCUUACCUGCCAAAAAAAAAAAAAAAAUGGAACAUUAGUAAAUUUAUAUUUGUAAUUUUUUUGGAUUUUCUCCUAUUUACGGGAAAUUUUUUCGAUAUUUUAGGGUAAUGUCUUCGACUAGAUACAAUUUUGAUUUUUUGACGGAUAGUUAAAAGAAAUUGGUUCGGUGAGAGCUGAGAAAAAGUGGUAACAGACACAAAAAAAAAAAAAAACAAA